AUGAAUUGUGCAAACAAGCUAGCCAAUUAUGUUGGGCUCGGUUCAGUUUUAUAUGGGUCUAGCUGUGGCCCAUUAAAUGUCAUAGCCAUUGGGGUAGCUGCAUUGGUUGUUAUCUUCAUUCUGAAGCCUCAAGAGCCAAGGUUUUCUCUGGAGAAGAUAAAAGUGAAUUCAUAUAAGCUCAGUGCUUAUUCCAAUUCAACACUGUUUAUUUCAUCUGUUGUCUCUUUGAUCCUAAAUGCUCAAAAUCACAACAAAGUUGGCAUAAAAUAUAGCCCGUCAAGCCUUCAUAUUUUCCAUCAAGGAAUUCCAAUAGGACUAAUUCGAGUUCCUCAGUUCUAUCAAGCAGCUCAUAGUGACAAUGUUGGUAUAACAACACAGAUUUCCCUUCCUCGUUUAAAUGUCACCCAAAUUUUUGAUCAAGGUGUCUCAAAAGAAAAGGCAAUGAAGAAUGUUGUACAGAUGAAAGUUUUAGGCGAUGUUAGACUCCACUUGCAGUUAUCUCAUCUAACAUUGCCCAAGAUCAAGGUUGCGCUGGAAUGUGACAUAGACUUCAACUAUAGAGAGUUUGCAUUCCGAGAUGAACUUUUUGCCACGAAAGUAGUUCAAGAUCUUAUAAUUAUAUUAGGUUCGUUUGCUUGGUCGAGCUACACUUUCAUCGGUUUAGAUUUUGACAAUCACUUGGAGGAAUACUACACUAGGUAA
This is a messenger RNA of Dovyalis caffra, 702 nucleotides long. Lineage: Eukaryota; Viridiplantae; Streptophyta; Magnoliopsida; Malpighiales; Salicaceae. The record is from the annotation of a GenBank genome assembly.